AUGCAAACCCGCUCUUCACAAUUCAAUACCGUAUUUUGUUGUGCAAUGGUGGAUACUGUAAAGUCUUCAGACCUAUUGGAGGAGGCUCUUGCCUUGUCCAAGUUAAUCCGCAAACAUCGCGGUCGGAUUGUCAUUUAUACAGGUGCUGGAAUAAGCACCGCUGCGGCCAUUCCUGAUUAUCGUGGGACACACGGACUCUAUCGCAAUUCUACCCCUUCGAGUCGGAAAGUGAUUGGAACCAAGCUUCGACUACCAGAAGCAAGUUAUGCCAAGCCAACAUUUACCCACAUGGCUAUUUGUGCCUUGGUUACCAACGGCUAUGUAAGUCUAUUUCCUUAG
Hydatigera taeniaeformis is the source of this 339-nucleotide messenger RNA. The record is from the annotation of a GenBank genome assembly. Lineage: Eukaryota; Metazoa; Platyhelminthes; Cestoda; Cyclophyllidea; Taeniidae.